AAUUCUAACACAUGUCAGAGUGUGUAGCAAUCAGUGCCCUCUCUUUGCUCUGAGAACCUGGCAGCUGUCUCCUCUCUCGCUCUGAAUACUAAUCUCUGGGACUCUCUUUCUCAGGUCUGAUCUCUCCUCUUGCUCUCAUAUUCUCCCAGAAUAACAAUCUGUUGCAGGCUGCUCUCUCACACUUUCCUUUUCACACCCUGUUUGACAGUCAUUCCUCUCUAAAUUUUCAUUCAGUUAUUUUUUUUAAAUCUGCACCCCCAUUCCAUUCUCAGCCCCCCCUCCUUCUUCUUUCCCAUCCCCCUACUCAUUUCUCCCUCUGCCUUUUACUCUGAACCGGCUUAUAAUAGAGAGAUCAUUGACUCACCCCCCCCCCCCCCCCACCAUAUAUACACAUAUCUACAGAGAGCAGCCCAGUGCCAUACACAAGGAAUUUACCUUAAAACAUGCAGCCCAGAGGACUUACCCUGCUCCUACCUUGAGACUUUAUACUUCCUCCUAAUGUCCUACAUGCCAAAGAAGAGAAGGAGGUCCCAUCCCCUCACACUCCAAAAUUCUGGACUUCUACAUGAAAACAAGGUCAAAGUUGUACAUGGAGUUUAAUAAUGAGAUUUUUGUUCCGACCUGAAGAUACAAGCCAGCAGUAUCACCUCUAGGAGAUCCAGACAGACUAUCCUGUUUAGUAGUGAGAAUUAUUAAUCCACAGCUUCCUGAAGGAUUAAUUAACAGCUUCCAGAGUAGGAACCUAGAACCAAACCCAAUUCAACACUGGAAACCUCAGCUUAAUGUUAGUUCACUGGGAUUCUCAAGGAUCUCUCUGAAGGUACCAGUAGCACCUGGAACUUGGAACCCCAAGUAUAAAAUUAUAUUAUGUAUCAUUCAGGUGGAGCCUGUGGACAUCUGUGGACACUUCUCUAGAGAUGCAAAACUGGAGACUGGACCAUUAGAUGCUCAAAAGAGAGCAGGCUGGACAGUUAUCACCUGGGCACCACAGCUAAAGUUCACUGAGAAGUGUGUUAGAGUAAUAGGUGAUAGAAUGGACCUGGAGAAGGAUGUUCAACCCUUGCCUCCACGUUACAGAUUUCGUGACCUCUUCGUGGGAGAAUGGCAGGAAGACAGGGUUCAAGUCGAAUUUUAUGUGAAUGAAAAUUCUUUUAAGGAAAGACUGAAAUUAUUUUUUAUAAAGAAUCAGAGAUCAAGUUUAAGGGUUAGACUGUUUAAUUUUUCACUGAAGUUGCUGAGUUGCCUCCUUUACAUUAUAAGAGUCCUUUUAGAUGACCCAGCAGAGAACAGGGGGGCGUGUUGGGAAUGUUCCAAACAGAAUUAUUCUGCACAACAUAGAUUUGACUGGACCCCUAUUAUUUGGGUGAACAGACCACUGCCUUUGUGGGGUCUCCAGGUACUUGUUGCGUUAAUUAGUUUUAUGGAAACAAUGCUGCUGACAUACCUCGGAUACAAGGGAAAUAUAUGGGAGCAGCUGCUCAGGAUUCCGUUCAUACUGGAGAUGUUGAACACUCUUCCAUUCUUUAUCACUGUUUUUUGGCCUCCUUUACGGAAUGUUUUCAUUCCCGUCUUCCUCAACUGCUGGCUGGCUAAGCAUGCCCUCGAAAACAUGAUUAAUGACCUACAUCGCGCCAUCCAGAGAACCCACUCGGCUAUGUUUAACCAAGUCUUCAUCCUAAUUUGCACCUUAGUCUGCCUCAUGUUCACCUGUAUCUGUGGGAUUCAGCACUUGGAAAGAGCUGGGAACAAUCUCACCCUCUUUGACUCGCUUUACUUUUGCAUUGUUACUUUUUCAACCGUGGGAUUCGGGGAUGUAACACCCAAAAUAUGGCCGUCUCAGCUGCUGGUGGUCAUCAUGAUCUGUGUGGCACUGAUCGUGCUUCCUAUCCAGUUUGAGCAGUUAGCUUUCCUGUGGAUGGAGAGACAGAAGUCUGGAGGGAAUUACAGUCGUUAUCGUGCUCAGACUGAGAAACACGUGGUUCUGUGUGUCAGUUCCUUGAAGAUUGACCUCCUAAUGGAUUUCCUAAAUGAGUUUUACGCUCAUCCAAGGCUACAAGACCAUUAUGUAGUCCUUCUGUGCCCCACUGAAAUGGAUCUACCUGUGAGAAGAGUCUUACAAAUCCCUCUGUGGUCUCAACGUGUCAUCUACCUACAGGGUUCAGCAUUAAAAGACCAAGACCUCAUGAGAGCCAAAAUUGAUGACGCAGAAGCCUGUUUUAUUCUCAGCAACCGCUUUGAAACAGACCGCAUUGCAGCUGAUCACCAGACCAUUCUACGUGCGUGGGCAGUGAAGGAUUUUGCACCGAACUGCCCCUUGUUUGUCCAGAUCCUGAAGCCAGAAAAUAAAUUUCAUAUUAAAUUUGCAGAUCAUGUGGUUUGCGAAGAGGAAUUUAAGUAUGCCAUGUUGGCGCUGAACUGUGUUUGCCCAGCUACCUCCACGCUCAUCACUUUGCUGAUACACACCUCCCGUGGGCAGGACAGCCCAAGCUCACCCGACCAGUGGCAGAAAACAUACAGUCGCUGUUCAGCAAAUGAAAUCUACCACAUCCGACUGAGUGAGAGCAAAUUCUUUGGUGAAUACGAGGGGAAAAGCUUUACAUACUCAUCCUUCCAUGCUCACAAAAAGUAUGGAGUCUGCCUGAUUGGAGUGUGUCGUGAAGAAAAAGCCAAUAUCCUUCUAAAUCCGGGGCCUUGCCAUAUUAUGUCAUCAUCUGAUACCUGCUUCUAUAUCAACAUCUCAAAGGAAGAGAACUCGGCCUUCAGCUUUAAGGAACAAGAGCAGAUCCAGAGAUCAGGGAUUGCAAAAUCUGCUUACCAUGGGUUAACAAGACUCCCGGUUCACAGCAUAAUUGCCAGCAUGGGUACGGUUGCCAUUGAUCUUCAGGGGUCGAGGAGCCCGGAGAGUAUAGAUAGUAACAUGCUGAGCCCACCUGCUGAACCACACCACAAAAGGAAGCAUAGCAUUGAUGUGGUACCUGAUGUCAUGGAUGGUGACACUGGCACAACGUUCGAUCUUAUGAGUGACCAGUCAGAAGAUGAGACCAGUCAAUCUGAUGAAGAGCUUGACAUAUCUCAUGACUGGGUGAAAGGCUAUCCCUCCAAUACUCCCUACAUCGGCAGCUCGCCCACCCUGUGUCACCUGUUGAAGCAGAAGAGUCCGUACUGUUGCUUGCGACUUGAUAAGAGUUGUCACCACAAUCCUUAUGAAGAUGCACGGGCGUAUGGCUUCCGAAACUCAUUGGUGAUUGUGUCUGCUGAGUGUGCAGGAAAUGGGCUGUAUAACUUUAUAGUGCCACUAAGAGCCUACUACAGGGCAAAAAAAGAACUGAGCCCCAUUAUCCUCCUCCUAGAGAACAUACCUGAUCCCCAGUUUCUGGAGGCAAUCUGCUGGUUUCCUCUAGUCUACUACAUGGUCGGAUCCAUAGACAACCUAGAUGACAUGCUACGUUGUGGGGUGAGCUAUGCCGCUCACAUGGUGGUUGUGGGAGAAGAGAGCUCUAUGAUAGCAGAGGAAGAUUACAUGGCGGAUGCAAGAACCAUUGUGAAUGUCCAGACACUCUUUAGGCUAUUCCCAGGACUGAACAUUAUUACAGAACUAACACAUCCUGCGAAUAUGAGGUUCAUGCAGUUUAAAGCAAAGGAUAAAUAUUCAGUUGUUCUCUCUAAACUGGAGAAGAGGGAACGUGAGCGAGGUUCUAACCUGGUCUUCAUGUUCAGAUUGCCCUUUGCUGCUGGAAAAGUAUUCAGCGUCAGCAUGUUGGACACUCUUCUAUACCAGUCCUUUGUUAAGGAUUACAUGAUCUCCAUCACCCGUCUCUUGCUGGGCCUCGAUUCAAUGCCUGGUUCUGGAUUCCUCUGUGCUUUGCGGGUGACAGAGGAAGAUCUUUGGAUUCGAUGUUAUGGAAGGUUAUAUCAGAAGCUCUGCUCCACCACUGGGGAUAUUCCAAUUGGAAUUUAUCGUACUGAAACGCACAUGCUCCCACCUUCCGAGUCACAGGUCUCUAUAAGUGUGGAGGAUUAUGAGGACACAAGGGAAACCCGUUGGGGAGACUCUUCCCACAGCCGCCCCACACAUCGCAAUUCUACAUCUAGUGAUCAAUCUGAACACCCUCUCCUGCGCAGGAAAAGCAUGCAGUGGGCAAGGCGGCUGAGCCGUAAGGGAGCUCGGCAACCUGGAAAAUCAGCUUCCGAGAGAAUCAGCCAACAGAGGAUGAGUCUUUACAGACGGUCAGAGCGUCAAGAACUCAAUGCUUUGGUGAAGACCAGGAUGAAGCACCUGGGGCUUUCAACUGCUGAGUAUAUGGACAUUAUGGACACCGAUAAUAUGCUAUCUUAUAUCCUUAUAAAUCCUCCUCCAGAUACCAAACUGGAGCUUAAUGAUGUGAUUUACCUCAUUCGCCCAGAUCCUCUUACUCUGGUUUCCAAUAACAACCGGAAAGCCAGUGUCACACGUUCAGAAGGCCACAUUCAUGAUACGAAGGACAGCACUCAUCUCUGAGCCCUUAUCUCACAGUGGAAUGGUGAAGACAAAAGGAAGGCAAGAAAGAAGCAGAGAAAGAAAAAAGGAGGGCAGUGUAAAGUAGUCCUCUCUACCAACGCACAGGGGACUGGACAUUCAUCACGAUCCCGCUGCCCUGUCCUGACUGCACAUGGGAAAUAACACACUGUAGCUAUUUACUGCAGACAUGUGGGUGUUGAUAUAAUUACUUCUGUCUCAUUCUAUGACUUAUCUUGAUUCUAAGAUAUUCUGAGCUCCCUGAUUGACUUAGGGGCUUGACUCACACUCUAUUGUUGUUGUUCACAAGCUACAGAAGACACUAGAACCCUGAGGUUAAUACAUUCUGAAAGGAGUUAUUGAAGAAAGUGCUGAUAUUUCUACGCCCAUGUUCACGUCUUAGCAGUACCAGGCUUUGAAUUCCCCAUGUCCAGGUCUACAAGUAUUAGGCUCUGUAGUUUCAUGCUGAGUAUCGGAGGUCCGAGACUCCUAUGGGGGAGAUACCAGGCUCAGUAUACAAUGUAACAAGGUUUGAGAGAUACCUAGCAAAGUGUCGGCUUUAAAGGUGCUGAAUUUGGGGAGCCCUAGGCUCUUUAUCAACCAUUUCGGUUAUGGUAGGCAAUAGGCUUGGUUCGAUGCCAGCCCUUCCCAUGCCAAGUGCCACAUUCCCGUUUUCAAAUAUUGAGGUUUCUUCCUCUGUGUUUCAUUUGAUAUGUUCAACAGUGUCCAGCAAUGAUAUCAAGUAAUAGCGGUCUAUGCUCAUUAUCCAGCUGUGUCUGUCAGACUUUGUGGACACUUGUUCACCUAUAAUUUUGCAAGACUCUGUUGUGUCCAUACGUAAAUACUUUGUACCGUGGUGUGCAAGCUUAUAUAUUUGUGUCGAUUUUUCUACGUUUUAUUAUCUGCUCUAUUUUUGUUAUAUCAUUGGUCUUUACAAUGUAAAACUUUGUUUCCUGUGCCAAGAUUUACAUCAGUCAGGCUCUUUUUCUUUCCAUCCAUAGAAGAGGUAGACUCCAUUAACCUAUGUCCAGUCAUUGCGGUGACAUGUUCUUUAUGUCCAGUCAUUGCGGAUACAGGGUUUUUAUAUCCAGUCAUUACGGAGACAGGCUUUUUAUGCCCAGUCAUUGCGGUGACAUGUUCUUUUUGUCCAGUCCUUGAGGUUACAAGUUCUUUAAGUCCAGUGAUGGAAAUAAUGGGUUUUAAUGGAUGAAACUGUCCAUUAAUUUCGUACAUGGAUGAGCUCAAGGUAUACAGAAGAAACAGUAGGUAGUACCCUUUAACAUUCUGAGAGGUGCCAGGCUCGGCACCGUUGUUUCUUAAUGUGCCUGGUCAUAUUUUUAAAGAUGUCAAAUUCACAAUGUGUUCAUUCAGUCUUACAGAUACAAGUUUUUUUUAUCCCUGUAUCUUUGGUCCAGUCUUUAUAUACCUCCAAUAGUGGCCCACAAAGGUGAUAGUAGCACCAAUAUCUUUAGGGAUUUUUUCACAAUUGUACUUUAUUGU
Messenger RNA from Pelobates fuscus (common spadefoot toad), 5995 nucleotides. Its product is annotated as potassium channel subfamily T member 2-like. Gene Ontology annotation, biological process: potassium ion transmembrane transport. NCBI's taxonomy places the organism in Eukaryota, Metazoa, Chordata, Amphibia, Anura, Pelobatidae. The coding region runs from base 1034 to 4498 and encodes 1154 amino acids. Gene Ontology annotation, cellular component: plasma membrane. Gene Ontology annotation, molecular function: intracellular sodium-activated potassium channel activity; outward rectifier potassium channel activity. The record is from RefSeq and is a predicted model, not a curated record. The transcript is spliced from 29 exons.